Aspergillus glaucus CBS 516.65 is the source of this 441-nucleotide messenger RNA. RefSeq names its product pyrroline-5-carboxylate reductase family protein. Gene Ontology annotation, molecular function: pyrroline-5-carboxylate reductase activity. NCBI's taxonomy places the organism in Eukaryota, Fungi, Ascomycota, Eurotiomycetes, Eurotiales, Aspergillaceae. The annotation marks the transcript as partial. The transcript has a single exon. The record is from RefSeq and is a predicted model, not a curated record. Gene Ontology annotation, biological process: L-proline biosynthetic process.
CAAUUAACCAUCAUUGGCUGCAGCACCCUGGGCCGUAGCAUUGUCGAUGGCCUUCUCCUAUCUCUGUCUCCUCAGCCAUCCAAUUACCGCUUGUCGCUCACCACCCGGAACCCCCAACAGCUUUCUGGGCUUCAGCGUGACUACCCCUCUGCCCUGGUCACUGCCGACAACCAAGACCCUCGAAUCUGGCAGGGGCCCGAUUCGUCCCAAGUCCACAUAGUAGUGAUUGGUACUCAGCCGCAGUACACGAUUGCUGUAUGUCGUGAUAUUUGCGAGGCUUGCGUUAGCUUUCAGCUCGGCCCACGCCCGCCUGUCGUGGUAAUCGUGUGUCCCGGCAUCACAGUCUCGCGGCUGGAGCAGAAAUUACCUGGAAAAACGCCGAUCGUGCGUAGUAUGCCCAAUACGCUUGUCGCCGUGCGGCAGGGAGCGACUGCUGUUUUC